Molecule: messenger RNA, 1563 nt
Organism: Camelus dromedarius (Arabian camel)
Lineage: Eukaryota; Metazoa; Chordata; Mammalia; Artiodactyla; Camelidae
Gene: CCNA1
Product: cyclin A1
Exons: 9
Coding region: 76-1341 (421 amino acids)
Biological process (GO): regulation of cyclin-dependent protein serine/threonine kinase activity; mitotic cell cycle phase transition
Cellular component (GO): cytoplasm; cyclin A2-CDK2 complex; nucleus
Molecular function (GO): cyclin-dependent protein serine/threonine kinase regulator activity
Source: RefSeq, a predicted model, not a curated record
CUAAUUGUUCCAGACAAAUAUCAAGAUAAAAGGCCGAGAAGAGCGAGGCCCGCUCAGCCUGUGGAGACUGCGGCUAUGCAUCUCAGCAGCUCCAAGAGCGGAGCAGUGCUGGGUCCAGCUUCCCAAGGUCCUGAUGCCUAUCAAAUGAUAACCAGAGGCCAGCUCGGCCAGGAUCCGCCACAAAGAACAGUACUAGGGGUGCUGACUGAGAAUGGGCAGUACAGGAGGACCUGUGGCCAGGGGCUCACAACACUCAGGUGUUUUUCUGGAUCAGAAAAUGUCUGGCCUCCAGCUGGAAAGACAGCGCUCUCCGACCACGGAGUUCACGUGCCCGCCAAGCAAGGAUUUGACAUCUACAUGGAUGAACCUGAGCAGGGGGACAGAGACAGCUGCGUGGGGCAAGAGCGGAUGGUGUUUGAGGAGCCCUACGAAGUAGACACCAGCACACUCAACUCAGACCUUCACUUCCUGCUGGAUUUUAACACAGUUUCCCCUAUGCUGGUGGAUUCAUCUCUCCACCCGCAGCCUGAAGAUGCAUCAGAUUUUGGUACAGAUGUGAUAAAUGUGACUGAAUAUGCUGAAGAAAUUCAUCAGUACCUUAGAGAAGCUGAAGUAAGACACAGGCCCAAGGCGCACUACAUGAAGAAGCAGCCAGACAUCACGGAAGGCAUGCGCACGAUUCUGGUGGACUGGCUGGUGGAGGUGGGGGAGGAGUACAAACUCCGGGCAGAGACCCUCUACCUGGCCGUCAACUUCCUGGACAGGUUCCUGUCGUGCAUGUCUGUUCUGAGAGGGAAACUGCAGCUCGUAGGAACGGCAGCUAUUCUGCUGGCUUCGAAAUAUGAAGAAAUAUACCCACCAGAAGUAGACGAGUUUGUCUACAUAACCGAUGACACUUACACAAAACGACAACUGCUGAGAAUGGAACACCUGCUCCUGAAGGUCCUGGCUUUUGAUCUGACGGUGCCAACCACCAACCAGUUUCUCCUUCAGUACUUACGGAGGCAGGGGGUGUGCGUCAGGACUGAGAACCUGGCCAAGUACGUAGCAGAACUGAGUCUCCUUGAAGCUGACCCGUUUUUGAAAUAUCUUCCUUCACUGAUAGCCGCAGCCGCUUACUGCCUGGCAAACUAUACUGUGAACAGGCACUUCUGGCCAGAAACCCUUGCUGCAUUUACAGGCUAUUCAUUAAGUGAAAUUGUGCCCUGCCUGAGUGAGCUACAUAAAGCGUGCCUCGUUAUACCCCACCGGCCCCAGCAAGCAAUCAGGGAGAAGUAUAAGACUUCAAAGCACCUGCACGUGUCCCUCAUGGAGCCACCCGCAGUCCUCCCUCUGCAGUAAGUUCUAGAACUGAAGCACUUUCGGAACUUCACCUCUGGAUCAACACAACUGGUCUUAAUUUUCACAGGUUUCCGCAGGUUGGGUCAACUAGUGUUGCUAUGACAUAGAUGACAUGUAUUUUUUUUUAAUGUAAAUGUAUUUAGGUUCCCUUAGACGUUAGUAGCUUUUAAUAUAGUCUGACAGUGUCUAAAGAAUAAACAGCUUGUCUUCUGACCAUGUGUG